This is a messenger RNA of Cuscuta europaea, 2118 nucleotides long. NCBI's taxonomy places the organism in Eukaryota, Viridiplantae, Streptophyta, Magnoliopsida, Solanales, Convolvulaceae. The record is from the annotation of a GenBank genome assembly.
UGUCAUUAGAAGCAUCAUCCUUCAAAAUUUCCCUAAAACCUCUGUACUGGGCAACUUUGGGAGAAGGGAGUGAGAACUGAGAGGGAGACGUCCAGCUCGAAGCCCCCAUAGUUCCGCUCGUCUUCAGGCUCGCUACUAGAAAGAAUAGGUUAAAGCCGGAGGUUAGGAAUGUCAUCGACGCUACUUGAGGUGACGCGGGCGUCGCACGAGGAGGUAGAGCGAUUCGAGCGGCUAAUCGUGAAGGAUCUCCAGAACGAGCCGACCACCAACAAGGACCGCCUCCACCAGAGCCACCGCGUUCGCAAUGUUAUUGAUCAAAUCAUUGAGACCACGCACAAACUCGUUGAUAUUUACGAAGAUAAAGAUGGUGCCAGGAAGGAUGAGAUUGCAGCCCUGGGAGGACAGGCGGACACUGUAUCUACGGUGUUCAGUGCUUUUUAUGACAGAUUAAAGGAGAUACGUGAAUACCAUAGACGGCAUCCUACUGCACGUGUUGUUGAUACCAGUGAUGAGUAUGAACAUCUUCUCAAGGAGGAGCCACAAGUUGAGUUCAGCGGGGAAGAGGGCUCUGGGAGAUACCUUGAUUUGCAUGAGCUGUAUGGUGAAUAUAUUAACUCCAAAUUUGGUGAGCCAAUUGAAUAUACUGCGUAUCUUGAGGUCUUCUCCAAACCUCAACUAAUUUCUCGUAAGCUGAAGUCAACAAGGCAGUACUUGGAGUAUUUGCAGAAGUUACUUGAGUAUUUGAUAUACUUUUUUCAGCGGACAGAGCCUUUGCAGGACAUUGAUAGGAUAUUUUCAAAGCUUGAUGGUGAAUUUGAAGAGCAGUGGACUAUUGGUAAGUUUGAAGGAUGGGAGAAUGAAUCUCAAGAAAAUGGUAGUGCUACAAAAGAUCAUACUGUGAUUGAUCUAGACUAUUACAGUACCGUUGAAGAGUUGAAAGAAGUGGGCCCUGAUAAGCUAAAGGAGGCAUUAGCUGCACUGGGAUUGAAGUCAGGAGGUACUGUACAGCAGCGUGCUGAAAGACUUUUCCUUACAAAGCAUACACCUGUUGAAAAGUUGGACAAGAAACAUUUUGCAAAAAAUUAUCAAGGUUCAGUGCAGAAUGGUGGUGUUUUUCUUCCACAUCUAACCGAAGAUGCAAAAGCUGUUGCAUUCAUGGAAGCAAAAAUAAGAAAGCUAUGUGAUCUCCUGGAUGAGACAAUUGUUCGCACUAAGGAAAAUGUUGAGAAGAAACAGGCUCUGACAUAUGAGGAAAUGGAGGCUGAACGGGAAGAGGAAGAUGUACAAGCAGAGUCAGAGAGUGACGAUGAUGAGCAGCAGAUUUAUAACCCCUUGAAGUUACCUAUGGGCUGGGAUGGGAAACCUAUCCCAUACUGGUUAUAUAAACUUCACGGCCUUGGUCAGGAAUUUAAGUGCGAGAUAUGUGGAAACCACAGUUAUUGGGGUCGUAGAGCAUACGAAAGGCAUUUCAAGGAAUGGAGACAUCAACAUGGAAUGCGAUGCCUUGGUAUCCCAAACACAAAGAACUUCAAUGAGAUAACAUCUAUUGAGGAAGCAAAACAACUUUGGGAAAGAAUCCAGGAGAGACAAGGAGUUAACAAAUGGCGCCCAGAUCUUGAAGAAGAGUAUGAAGACCAAGAAGGAAACAUCUAUAACAAGAAGACAUUUACAGAUCUGCAAAGGCAGGGUUUGAUUUAGAGCCAUUCUAUCACUAGAUGAGGACUUUACUGGAAAUGAGGAGUUCUGAACUUGAAGUUGCUAGUUAUGGUUUCCAUAUUUUCAUGUUUUGCUUUCAUACAUUUCCAAGUUCUGUUGGGUUGGGUUAGUGAUGUACAAGUAUUGCGCUGCGUAGCUUAUCAACUACGGAAGGACUGAGGCAGCAUGCAUCUCAUUAACAUAUGUUUUACCCUGCAAAGUUAUGUACACAAGUAUUAGUGAGACUUUGUAACAGAUGUUUACCCUGCAAAGUUAAGUACUAAUGUGGCAGUAAUUAGUACCUUAUAUUUCACUUGUAUUCCUUUGAUUAUAGUGGCAUUAACACAUGGUAUUAGAUUUUUAAAAUAUUCCAUUUAUUGAUUUGAGGUUUAAAUAAUUAAAUAUGUUUUUAGUCGCUACAAA